AUGCCUAUCGAGAGGCUUGAUGAGGAUGUGAUCAACCGGAUUGCUGCUGGCGAAAUUAUCCAUCGACCUUCAAAUGCUCUUAAAGAGCUACUAGAAAACAGUAUUGAUGCAGGCGCUACACAGAUAAAAAUUGUGCUCAAAGAGGGAGGUCUCAAGUCGCUGCAGAUCACCGAUAACGGUUGUGGCAUUUCCUAUAAUGAUCUUCCACUAUUAUGUGAAAGGUUCGCUACAUCCAAGCUUCGUAAAUUCGAGGAUCUAUCCAAUAUGACCACAUUUGGUUUUCGCGGGGAGGCCUUGGCCAGUAUUAGCUUUGUGUCUGCGUCUGUGCAGGUUGUUACGAAAACAGACCGAGACGAUUGUGCACACAAGUACAUGAAGUGCGAACCAAAACCAUGCGCUGGACUUGUCGGUACCAGUAUUAUUGCACAGGAUUUGUUUUUUAAUGCGCCUCAACGUCGGCGUGCGUUCAAGUCUUAUUCGGAUGAAUACAAUCGCGCGUUAGAUAUUGCAUCCAAAUAUGCACUGCACUAUGGCCCGAAAGGCGUAGGAUUCUCGUGUAAAAAGGCCGAUGGCGCUUCAAUGGAUCUUCAGACGCCCCAGAGCUCUAGCGGCAUGCUUCAAACGAUCCAACACAUAUAUGGAUCUGCUUUGGCACGAGAUCUUGUCGAGCUACAAGAGAUGUCGGAUCCUAAGCUGGGAUAUUCUGCCAGCGGCUGGAUUAGCACGGCCAAUUGGUCUUCCAGGAAAACGUCUUUUAUUUGUUUUAUAAACCAUCGCCUCGUCGACUGCCCUCAUCUCAAACAGGCCAUGGAGUCCAUGUAUUCUCUGAUGCUGCCAAAAGGUAGGCAUCCCUGGAUUUACCUCUCUAUUGAUGUCGAGCCCACGCGCAUCGACGUGAAUGUACACCCUACGAAACAGGAAGUUCAUUUUUUGGAUGAGGAUGAAAUAUUUGAAAAGAUCACUGCAGAAGCCCAAAAGCGGCUUUCCUCUUAUACUUCAUGCCGUGUUUUCUCAAUGAGUGACCCCCUUGGUGAAGUAGUUGCACCCAAUGUGGUCCAAAUCACCAACACGCGGCGUCAGGACCAGAAGUACGAUCCACGCCAUUUGGUGCGAGUGGAUCACCAAGAGCAAUCACUCGACAGCAUGUUGGCCACACCAAAUGUACCGCAUGUACAGGGGUCGGAGCGUGUAUUGGAAAGUGACUGCCCUCUAUCCAGUGUAAAAGAGCUGCGCUCAGAGUGCAAUAAGGACUAUGAUCCACACCUUACCCACCUGUUACAAAGCCAUGCAUUUUUAGGGGUAGUUGACCUCGAGAAAGGUUUAAGUUUAAUUCAAUACAGCACACAAUUGUAUUUGGUGCAUCAUGCGGUGUUGAUUGAAGAAUUUUGUUACCAACUCGCUCUGCGACAGUUUGGAGCCUACACCUCUGUCCGAUUGGACCCACCCCCAAAUCUUAUUGAACUUAUCGCUCUUGGAUACGACAUGGAAGAAGCGGACGACGAAAAAGCCUCCCUUCCUUUGUCUCGAGAGCAAGUGGCCCAAAAGAUUAGCCGGGUGCUUCUUCAACGUGCAGACAUGCUACAAGAAUACUUUGGAAUUCACUUGGACAAUGAGCACGGAACAGUUUGUGCGGUUCCAUCAUUGCUUCCUCGUCAUGGUUCAUUUGGGCUCAUGCUAGAGCGUCUACCGUCCUUCUUCUUCCGCCUGGGGCCACAAGUAGACUGGGAGGAUGAGAAGGGGUGCUUCUACACCAUGUGUCGAGAACUUGCCUAUUGUCAUGUACCGCCCAGUUCUGGCAUCUAUACCCCUCGGGCAAACUCUUCCGCGCGGGACAAGGAAGCCUGGAUCAUUCAGCAUGUGUGGUUCGCCAAUAUGCUCGGGUCACGAGGCCGGUGUCUAGUACCCAAACUGCAAGCGCAAGACACAAUCGUACAGGUCGCAAGCCUGCCUGAUCUAUGUACGUAA
Molecule: messenger RNA, 1965 nt
Organism: Malassezia sympodialis ATCC 42132
Lineage: Eukaryota; Fungi; Basidiomycota; Malasseziomycetes; Malasseziales; Malasseziaceae
Gene: MLH1
Exons: 3
Coding region: 1-1965 (654 amino acids)
Biological process (GO): mismatch repair
Cellular component (GO): MutLalpha complex
Molecular function (GO): mismatched DNA binding; ATP-dependent DNA damage sensor activity; ATP binding
Source: RefSeq, a predicted model, not a curated record